AUGGUGCCAUCAGCGGCGCAGUGUCGGGCUUUGCAGCUCUCUGACAGCGAGAGAUGCACGAACGAGGCAACCCACGCCAACGGUCUCUUCUGCAGAUUCCACGCAAACCAGGCCCAUGGUCUAUACAAGGGCUACAAACGACGCAAUGGGAGGCUGGAUGCUAUGGAUGGUGAGGCUCCUCGCUCUUUGAAGAACUCGCGGGUCCCUCUUGCAAAAGAAACCUUCGAGGGCAUCAAGGACGAGAAGACGCUCCGAGAGAUUCACGUCUACUUGUUUGACAAGUACGUUCUGCUUGGAAAGGUCAUCGAUGCGCGCAGGCUGCAUCAAAAGCAUUUCUACUCGCUUGAUAUGGACUAUGGCCACCAAGCAUACCUCGACAUGCUGGGCAACCAGCACCAAAUUGUCCUUCAGGCCCUGGGCAGGGUAGAGAAGCGCACUGCUCAGGUACUGUACCAGAAGGAGCAGUGGUUCUCGUGGGUUCGCAAGAUCCAAGAAGAGGAGGAAGCUAUUGGCGAGAAGGAACAAAAGAAGGUCAAGCUGGAAGCUGCCUUGUUCAAGCGUCACUGGAAGCAGCUGCAAGCGAGACUGCAGCUGAAGCGCCAGAAAGACGAGAAGAAGCGCCAAGAUGCGUACCUCGAAGACGCCUUUCGGGAACGCAUGGCCAUGUCGGCAGAUGGAUUGAAGGACGAUGAGACCUGGGAUCCCAUUGAAGACAUGGCCCAGGACGACCGCAACCGCUAUGUCGAUUUGAUUAAGCAUUUCCUCUGGAUGGGGGCCUUGGAGGUCGAGGAAGAUGCUCCUCCAACUGACCCAGAGGGAAAGCCAGAGGGAAAGCCAGAGGGGAAGUCUCCAAAGAAAGCCAAGAAGAAGAAGAAGAAGAAGAAGAAGUCCAAGGCAAAAGGCGGAGCUGCCAAUGAGACAGGCGAAGCAGCCAACGAGACAAGCGGAGCUGCCAACGAAACAAACGGAGCUGCCAACGAAUCGAACGGAGCUGCCAACGAAUCGAACGGAGCUGCCAACGAGACAAGCGGAACUGACAACAAGACAAACGGAACUGACAACAAGACAAGCAGUGGUAGUAGCACUUCGAUGGAUGCAACAACCAACAGCAACCCCAGCCGUCAACAUUGGCUUCUAUCAAUAGAGCAAAACAAGCAAGAUGGUGCGGCCGCCGACUUACAAGAGCCCGACAAGAGCAACAUUGAGACGAAAGAAGAGAUGCGGAAGCGCCUGAAAGAGAGCGUCGGAAAGGACCCUACAAAGUCAUGGGGCUGGCAAUUUUGCUGCUCGCUGAAAAAUUCCCACCAAACUGAUGCCAAGACGGUCCCCAUGGACGAUGACGAGAUCGAAUCCGUUGUCAAGGAGAUAACCGAGAUCAAGGUGCUCUUGUUCUGUCGUUUACUGCUUGCCCAAGCAUCCAUGCUACCGGCUGCCCUACGAGCGACCAAUGUGCGGGAAUUCCUCCAAGACUCCGGGAUCACCGAGUCAGACCUACGAGAUCUCUGUCUCAAGGUGGAGAAGCCAAGUCUCCAGGAAAUCCGGGAUGCCUGUGCCGACUUUGCUCGAGGCGACGACGUAGAUGACGACGACGACGAGGAAGAGACGGAUGAAGAAUACGAAGACGAGUCCUUUGAAGAUCUGAUCUUGGACGAUUCACGAUAUUACCAUCUUCAAUCUCAAGACUGGCUCUUUGACAAUGUCUUUAAGAAGUUGAGAGGCGAGCCACCCAAGAAGAAGAAGAAGAGAAAGAUAAAGGUCACUAUAUGUGGAAAGAGCAUUUGGAACCACUCUAGCGAGAAAUCAAUGUCACGAGAUGGAUGGUUUCAAUUCUCCGUCAUGGCCAAGGACUGCGACUUUGGGCAUGCGAUUCAGCUGUGCCGCAACUGGAACGAGUUCUAUGAACUGAACCUCCUGGCCAAAUGGAAGUAUUUCCAUGCUUCGAUCUGGAAGCCCUGGGGUGGCGACAGACUCGUAGAACAGCUGCAAGAGAUGAAGCUGUUUCCAUAUUUCGUGGACCUUGAGGCGGACUUAACCAGGUCAUACAUGUCGAUGAACCCGGGUCUCUAUGGCUAUAUCGAGUCGAAGAAUGUCAUAGCCGCUCAUAUGAAGCGAAACGACCCGGUUACUCGACGAUUUCUGCAAUAUCUCAAGAUGCGAACCGGCGAGGUGUCGAUCCUGGUUCGAGAUGGAAAGACUGGCCGUGUUAUUACGGCACCUCCAGACGAGUACCUGUGGACAUAUCGAAGGAUGAAACUCAUUGGGAAACCUGGCCUUUAUGAAUGGAACGAUGUACUGAAGGUGGGCCCUCAGUUCUUCAGACUGACCGAUUACCUGCGCCAAUGGCAGUUCGGCUUCACCGACUACUACGAUGUCGUCAUCUGGGACUUGACUCCUAACAAGUGCCGCAAGGGCCUGUUCAACCUCGUUAUGUCGGAACUACGCAGGGCCUGGCGCAUCACCCAACCUCGCGAUUUAUACGUAAACAUGAAACCGGUCCUACAGACCCUCACUCUCGAUAUCAACAGAAUGCGAACGAGGCAGAUCAAGCCAGGCGAAGUCGUCGUGAAUCUCGGGGAAUAUUUGAUAAACGAAAGCAUCCCGCUCCGGGAGUCUGUGGCGCAAUACAAUGCCGCCAUAGGCCUCGGCGAUGUGGGAUACGCGUGCUACAGCGCGGCCAACGCAGCCGAGGACCAGGUUUUGUUUCCUGACGAGUUGACGCGCAAGAAUGGGGACGUGGCUUUCCGCGAGAUCAAAAGUAUCAUCAGCCGCUUCGAGACGAUCCCUAUGCUCAGCGGCACGAAGGCUAUGGCCCAGAGCGUCGAGAAGCUCACCGGGAACAAUGGUCCCCUGAAGGCCCAUGCCUCUAUCAAUGCCAGUGGUGAGGCUGGGCCGUGGGCUCUGCCUAGGAUUUUCAAAACGGCGCUCAAGCAGCUACUCAAAAAGGACAUGUCGGCAGAACAGCGUUUGUUGCUCAGGGGCACAAACCUGGGUAAGAUGCCGAAAAAGCCAAACUUGACUGACCUGCUAGUGUCGGAGCGCGACAAGGCUAUCGGCUACAAGGAAUCCUUCCACGAUGGAGAUCUCGAGCCAGGGGCUACUGCCAACUUUCGCGAGGUUCAGGCAAAGAUAACCCUCAUGCUCGACUAUGCCUACUCUGGUCCAACUGACUGGAUCUGGUUCCUCGUCGGCAUUCUGAAAUGGCUUGGACUUCAGGUAAAAUACGAUACGGACGUCGAAGACCCGGAUUCACCGUGGUCUCAUAACUACAUCGUCCAAGACUUGGUCCAGGCCUUUGCACAUAUGGCCAUGUUCUUUCCAGAGCUGAAGGCUACCGCUCCCAUGACCAAGUUCCUUCAGUCGAGCCAGUGCGAGGGUUUCAGAAACUCGCUGCUCUUCAACCCCCAGGAACGCUGCAAGACACGGCCUGAUCGACGAGGCCGGACGAGCUACAAGUUCCGCGAUAAAGCGUUCUGGAAUGAAUGGAACAAGUUGAAGGGCCCUGAAUUUUCUGCAGAUGUUUACCCCAUGGACUGGAGUGUUGCCAUGUGCCCUAUCAUCGCUCAUCUGUAUGUGAAUGGCCUCAUUGCACCAUGUUAUAUACAGAGUGAUGUGAAAUACUUGUCUGGAAUCGUCACCGCCAACACAGAGCCUCAUCGUCCCGGAAAACUGGAUCUCUUCAUCAGCUACGAGGACACACACGGCAUCACCCCCGCGGACUUGGUGUCCGACUUAGUGCCCCCGGAUCAAUGGCCUGAGCUACUGCCUUGCGUCCAGUCCUUCGCAGCCAAGCAUCCGAAAGCUCGCUUCAGCCUCCUCCGGCUGUGGUCGGCGCCGCACUACUACCCGUACAUGCUAAGACUGGAUCGCCGCAAGGCCUUCAGUUUCCUCGACAGCGCCUCCCGCUCUUGGGAGUGGAAGUGUGUGCCCAAGGAUUUGCCGGGCAGCGAGUGUAGUGUGCACAAUGUCACCUCCUCCAGGCUGAAGAUACUGCAGGCGCAGUUCAAGGAGAACGUGGUUAAUCGCGCGGACUUGAUUCUCAUCAUGGGGGCGGACGAACAGGAGCUGUUCAAGUACUGUACGGCCGUGACGUUUGCCAUGCAGACGAAGCCGUGGAUGAGAGAGGUCGAUCCUUGGAAGAGCUUCGUCAAUGUCGACUUGGACUUUUUGAUGGACCUGGAUUCGUACUGGUUGGAUUAG
This is a messenger RNA of Ilyonectria robusta, 4197 nucleotides long. RefSeq lists its product as uncharacterized. NCBI's taxonomy places the organism in Eukaryota, Fungi, Ascomycota, Sordariomycetes, Hypocreales, Nectriaceae. Bases 1 to 4197 code for a protein of 1398 amino acids. The record is from RefSeq and is a predicted model, not a curated record. The transcript is spliced from 5 exons.